Messenger RNA from Protopolystoma xenopodis, 396 nucleotides. Lineage: Eukaryota; Metazoa; Platyhelminthes; Monogenea; Polystomatidea; Polystomatidae. The record is from the annotation of a GenBank genome assembly.
AUGGCGACACUCACUGACGAUGCCGGCGAAACGUCUGGGAAUAUACCACAUCCACGGUCCGACUUUGGAAAUGAUCGUGCAUACAAUGGACUCCGGACUAGAUUCGUUCCUCUAAGUCUUCCUACCAAUAUGACCAAGUUGCGAAAACAAGGUCAAACAACCUCUAACGUCGUCACUCCAAAACUCGUAAAUGCUAGGUACUGUGAAAAUUUCGUCCAUGUCCUUUGGAAAGAUGGUAGCACUGUGCAUAUUCAAGUACCUCCUCAGGUAUAUAGGCGAUAUAAACAGCAAAUGGAAGCUUGCCUUUCAGAAAUAGAGCGCCGAAUCGACUGGCUGCGGCGUGGUUCUCGUGAACUCUUUGGUACAAUUAUGGAAGAUGAUGUAGGUCCUUCAUAA